CCCGGCGGCCUGGAGGAAAAUAAUGAAUAAGACUGGACUGAGAGCGAAACCAGGCGAUCUUACGGAAUCCGUAUGUUUCCCGCUACGCCACUGCACUUCUCCCGAUCGCCGUCAUCUGCUUCACCUGCCUGCUGUUUUUCUUAAUCUAUGAAUUCUGUUUGUUGUUCUGCUUGAAGUCAUCCUCUUCGUCGUCAUUUUUUUCCACGUCGCCAUUGCUCUCGUCUCCGUCAGCGUCGAUGACGGCUGACACAAACACGUCCUCACCUCACGGAACAUCCGCAGAGUCGAACACGAACCUGUCGGACAGGCCGCCCUCUUACUACGCUCCUCCUUCGGCGCCGAGUCGUGUGGGUCUGGUGUGUCCUGUUGCCGACGGAAGGGCCCAGGGUGGCCAGAGCAAUGUGGUCAUUCCAGUGAUGGAUCCCGAACUUCUGCAACGAAUCAUAGUUCUGCACCGGAUCGAUGGCACGGAGCAUUACCGCAUGCUAGAGAAAUACGAUUGGCUGCCUACACAACCAGGCGAACUGUACGGCGCCAGCCCGCCGCCGCCGUUUCUCGCCGACGCUGAAUCGUCUCGAGCACCACACCAACAGCAUCUACAGCAGCCACAUCUUUGCGACGACAACGACGAUGGCGAUGAAAAUGAACAGCAGCAGCAGUACUACCACCACCACCACCGACAGGAACAGCAGCAACAACAACCAGUGCUAUCACCAGCCUGUGACGAGACAUUCCUAUAUCAAAGGUACCACCCGCCACCCCCUUAUGAAGCUCCCUAGGGGUUGCAGGCAGAGCAUCUUUGACAGCAAGUACCUCUGACAGCUUAUAUUAAUAGCUGUAACCUUCUGGUUAGACGUGUUCUUUCCGCUUCUGUGAAUCUCAGCUUCACGCGAUUGUUACCGCGGCGGUUAGUCCCAUGGAUAAGUGCUCCAAUAAUUAUUAGUAGAAAUUUAAAAUCACAAUCUGAAUGGAAAUACUUGCAGAUUUCUUAUCAGUUCGCCGUAGAUGUCCUCUUUCUUAACCAACCUACAGCAUUAUGCUGGCAUCUGCUGGGCAACUAAUUUCAAUCACUGUAUAUAGCGUCUUUUCUUAUCAAUCCUUGAUCACGAUGUCUGGUCUGUUGCGCUUGCCUUUUAUAAAACUCUUAUGCAUAUGUAUCUAUGUACAUGAAUGUGUAUAAUCAUGCAUGCGUAUAUUGUAGACAUAUAUAUUGUAUGCAUUUUUGCAGGUAUGCAUGUAUGAAUGUAGAUACGCACACACAUAUAUGUAUGUAUACCUGUAUGUAUAUAUUUAUGUAUAUGCGAAUGUAUGUUACUAUGUAUAUAGUAUGUAAGUAAAUAAAUGUGCAUAUAUGUAUGCAAGUGUAUUCUGGUAUGUGUAUAUGUAUCUAUGCAUGUAUGUAUAAAGCACGUAUAUAUAUAAGAACGUAAGUAUAUGUGUGUUUGUGUGUGUGUGUGUGUGUGUGUGCGUGCGUGCGUGCGUGUGUGUGUGUUUGCGUGUGCACAUGUAUGCGUGUGUUGUAUUGAAUAUAUCGACUUCUUGUGAUAUAAUUCUUUUAUUGUAAACGAAUUUUUCUAUGCGAAUUCCUUGCUGUUAGUUUGGAGCAAUAAAGUUCCUAAAGCCCUCA
Messenger RNA from Octopus bimaculoides (California two-spot octopus), 1627 nucleotides. RefSeq lists its product as uncharacterized. Lineage: Eukaryota; Metazoa; Mollusca; Cephalopoda; Octopoda; Octopodidae. The record is from RefSeq and is a predicted model, not a curated record.